Messenger RNA from Anopheles merus, 3218 nucleotides. RefSeq names its product GATOR complex protein Wdr59 (gene Wdr59). The transcript has 5 exons. Gene Ontology annotation, molecular function: protein binding. Lineage: Eukaryota; Metazoa; Arthropoda; Insecta; Diptera; Culicidae. The coding region runs from base 139 to 3093 and encodes 984 amino acids. The record is from RefSeq and is a predicted model, not a curated record.
CGGACAGACAAAAACAUAAACAACAACCCAGGGCGGACUCCAAAAUUGCUGCGCACUUUUUCAGAAAACAAUUCUAAACACUACCUGCGACGAUGGAUUAAAGCGAAACAUCCUAUUCCCGAAAAACGCGUAAAAAGAAUGUCCUCAUACACCGAGUCGAGAGUGGGCGGCAGUUUGGGCGGAUUGAUCGGCGUCGGCGGAGCGGGAGCGGUCGGCAGCGAGCCACUAUGCCUGCAGCGCAAAAGUUCCUGGGUGCGGGAGUACCGCGACCUGCAAGCCAACGUCAUGUCCGUCGACUGGACCGGCUCGUGGAUACUGUUGGCCGGCCGGCGGCUGCUUGCCCUGCAGUCACUGCGCGACUACGAAUCGACGGACGCGAGCAACCCGCGGAUGGACGACCAUCACCAUCCGGCGGUCGAUUGCGGGCUGCGCAAAUUCCAGCGCCACUCCAAGUACGAGGUGACUGCGGCCGAAUGGGCCAUCUGCCAGCACAGCCAGGAGUACUGCGCGAUCGCCACCUGCCAGCAGAUCGAGGUCGUCACGUGGCGGUCCGGUGAGCCGACCCUGCAGCACUCGCUUCGAGCGCACACCCGAAUGAUAACGGACAUCGACUGGCACUCGAAGGUGCCGCACCUUCUCGCCAGUUGCUCGAUCGACACGUUCACGCAUCUGUGGGAUCUGCGCGAUCCCCGGAAGCCGGUACUGUCGCUGAGUGCCGUCUGUAUGUCCGGUGCCAGUCAGGUGGGCUUUAAUCGGGUCUCGGGGAACCUGGUCGCCACGGCGCACGAUGGCGACCUGCGCAUCUGGGACCAGCGCAAAGGUUCGUGUCCGAUACAGUACAUUACCGCGCACCUGUCGCGCAUCCACGGUAUCAACUGGAGCCACGAUCACGAGACGAGCCUGUCCACCGCUAGCCAGGACGGUACGGUGAAGUACUUCGACAUCAACAACCCGCGGCGGGCGGAGAAAAUCAUCACGACGUCCUGUCCAGUGUGGCGGGCCCGGUACACCCCGUUCGCGGACGGGCUGGUUACGACCAGCGUGCCGCAGCAGGGUCGCGGCGAGAACAGUCUCCUGAUGUGGAACAACUCCAAGCAGGACGCGCCCAUUUGCGCGUUGGUCGGGCACACGGACGUGGUGCUGGACUUUGCCUGGGGCCGGAAGGACAUACACGAUCCCGAGCUGAUCACGUGGUCGCGCGACCAGACGAUCCGGAUCUGGCGCAUCGACGAGGAGGUGCGCAAGCUGUGCGAGCGCUUCCCGCCCGACGAUGACGAUGGGUUCAUGAUCGAGGAAACGAAUGGUGGUGGCGGCGGUGGCGGCAGCAGCGUGGUGCCGGGUGGCGCUAUCGGGGGUGGAAAAUUCACCGCGACCGUCUGCCCGAAGAGCCCGAUGCGCGAGAAGCAACCGUCGGUAUCGCUACAGCACGAGUUUUCGCUGCUGAAUCCCAACAUCCCGCACAUCGACAUUGAGGUGCUGGAUCCGAUCAAGCGCACCGCCACGGUCCGAAUCUCCGUCAACGGGUACGUGAUCAUGCUGCAGGUCAACUUCCCCGCGCUCUACCCGAACAAUGGCACCGUGCCGGAGUUUCACUACUGCCAGGGCACGUCGCUGGACGAUUCGCUUUCGCUGACGCUGAUGAAGGUGUUGCGCAUGACCGCUAGCCAGCGGGUGAAGAAGGGCCGCACGUGCCUCGAGCAGUGUUUGCGGGCGCUGGUGGACCAGCUGAAAAAGUCCUCCACCAGCAAUGGGGACCGGCAUCUGCGGCUGCAGUCGCCGCGGCUGGAGGGUGCGCUCAGCAGCGCCCUGCACGAUGCCUGCGUGCCCUUUCCCAAGACGUCCGGGGUGCGGUUCAGCCAGGUGGGCAUACUCGUGACGUUCUCGCGGCCGCUCAACACCAAGCGCAUUAGCUUGAAGCAGCAAAACACCACCCCAAGGGCUCUGUCCGCAUUGAGCGGUGGCUAUCUCGGGAAUGUGAUGGGUUCGCAGCCGAUUCUGUACGCCCAUCGCGAUCCGAGCACGUCCUCCUUUUACCUACCGGACAGGAAAUCAUCACGCCAUCGAGGAUCGUCGGUCAAGAUCAACGUAUCGCCUGUGCACGUGUACGACGUGUCGAAGAUACUGUACGUUAGCCGCGAGCUGGCAGAGAACUACAUCAUCAACACGACGAACGUGGCCGAAAUGUGUCGCCACAAUCGGGCGGCGGCAGAAAGGUACGGCCGGCCCGAUCUGGUACAGUGCUGGUCGCUGGCGGAGAUGAUCGCCCAGCCGAGCACGGAUUUCGAAACGGACGACGAUAUGCUGUGCGCCCAGAAUCCGUUCGCCAAGAGUCUGCUCGAGUCGCUGAUUCACCACUUUGCCCGCAUACACGACGUGCAGACGGCCGCCAUGCUGUGCUGUGCGUUCGGGCGACACUGUCCCUCGGCGCUCGAGCUUUCCAUGAGCUCCAGCUCGAGCAGUAAAUCUAUUAACCAAAGUCACUUACUUAGCGGUCAUCGAAAAAUUAAGCCUAGCGGAUCACCGUACCAUACGAUCCUGCCAGUGGAUCCAUCCUCCAACCAGGGCUGGCUGCUGGCCCAGCAGCUCAAGCAUCUGCGCAGCAACUCCUGGUCCGACUCGCUGGACGACAUACGGCUCGGCUCUGGAGGUGGCGGUGGCGGCGGCGGCGGGACGUCCAUCGGCUUCGUCGGAGACAUCAAUCGCAGCCUGCUGGGCGACAGCAAUCGCUACCUGUACGACAACUUUAAGCGCAGCUACGCGGAAAUGCUGUACCGGUGGGGUUUGCUGGUGCAGCGGGCCAAGGUGCUGAAGUAUCUGUCCAGCUACGUCGAUACGCCCCGGUGCGUCGAGUUCGUGACGGAGUGCCUGAACUGCUGCCGGGUCGGGGCGCCCGCCUGUGCGACCUGCAAGAAGCCGGUACUGUACUGUAGCUUGUGCCGGCUGCCGGUACGCGGUGCGGCCAACGCCUGCCUGCACUGUGGGCACGGCGGACACACCGAGCAUAUGCGCAUAUGGUUCGAGCGGCACGACGUUUGCGCCACGGGAUGCGGUUGUCCGUGUUUGAGCAAAAGCUCCAAGCUUUGUAAUUUGUAGUGGUUAGGGAUAGGGAGGUUCGCCGAAUUUGUUACCGAAAUGUAGAGAACGAGUGGGACAGAGGUACAUGAACUGUUGUUGGUUGUAUAGAGAAAAUUGUUAUAAAAAUUUAUAAAACCAUGAAA